Messenger RNA from Prunus armeniaca (apricot), 363 nucleotides. Lineage: Eukaryota; Viridiplantae; Streptophyta; Magnoliopsida; Rosales; Rosaceae. The record is from the annotation of a GenBank genome assembly.
AUGGGGCGUGGACGUGGAGUCAGCUGCGGUGGUGGGCAAAGUUCUUUGGGCUAUUUGUUUGGAGGUGGAGAGACUGCUAAUGUUAACAAGACCCCAUCUAAAAGAACUCAAAACCCAGUGAGGGCAGCAGGGGAGGCUCCUUCUCAGAAUGAGACUGCUCCUGCUCCUGCUCCAGCUUCAGUUUCGUCACCGAUUGAUAAGCAGCAGAUAGCAGCAGGCCUCCAUGGCAAGCCUACAAACAAUUACCACCGAGCUGAGGGCCAGAACUGCGGCAACUUCAUCACGGAUCGUCCAUCUACCAAGGUUCACUCUGCUCCUGGUGGCGGAUCAUCGCUUGGUUACUUGUUUGGUAGUGGGAACUGA